Astyanax mexicanus (Mexican tetra) is the source of this 3282-nucleotide messenger RNA. It is a transcript of the gene rbm25b, whose product is annotated as RNA binding motif protein 25b. The record is from RefSeq and is a predicted model, not a curated record. Bases 206 to 2674 code for a protein of 822 amino acids. Gene Ontology annotation, biological process: regulation of alternative mRNA splicing, via spliceosome; mRNA processing. Gene Ontology annotation, molecular function: mRNA binding. NCBI's taxonomy places the organism in Eukaryota, Metazoa, Chordata, Actinopteri, Characiformes, Acestrorhamphidae. Gene Ontology annotation, cellular component: spliceosomal complex. The transcript has 18 exons.
GCGGGCUAGGCUAGGCUAGUUGUUAGCUUGCGACAGUUUGUUGGAAUAAUACACGGGUAGCGGGCGAGCUAGCUUAGCGUCUGAAAAGAAAAACGGGGAGUUUAAACUGGUUAUUUAACCUACAGAUCGUGACUCACAGUGGAGCGUUUAUCCUGCCGUUAAAUCACAGAACAACCUGCUGAGCUAGGUGGGUUGUCUACCCAAGAUGUCCUUCCCUCCUCAUCUCAACCGCCCUCAGAUUGGCAUUCCUGCCAUGCCCCCAGGGAUCCCACCACCACAGUUUGCAGGAUUUCCUCCAUCAAUGCCCCCAGGCACCCCGAUGAUUCCAGUUCACAUGGGUAUUAUGACUCCAACCCCCACGGUACUUGUGCCCACCUCAGUGCCAGUGGUUAGUAAGGUAGCUGCCCCGAGGAAGGAAGCUCCAGCUUCUCGUGCCAAGGAAAAUGAUGAAAACAGUGGGCCUACGACCACAGUGUUUGUUGGAAACAUUUCAGAGAAAGCUUCAGACAUGUUGAUCAGACAGCUGCUCUCAAAAUGUGGUUUAGUCUUAAGUUGGAAACGAGUUCAAGGAGCUUCAGGAAAACUACAAGCAUUUGGUUUUUGUGAGUAUAAGGAGCCAGAAUCGACUCUGAGGGCCCUAAGGCUGCUCCAUGAACUGCAGGUGGGAGAGAAGAAAUUGCUGGUGAAAGUGGAUGCCAAAACCAAAGCCCAGCUGGAUGAGUGGAAGGCCAAAAAAAGGAGCUCCAAUGGGAAUAACAAAGCUGGGGAGGGAGGUGAGGAUGAAGAGGAAGUUUUGGAUGAAGAAACUCAGAAACGGGACCAAAUAGUGAAGGGAGCAAUAGAUGGCCUUAUCCGCGAAUAUUCCAACGAACUCAAUGCACCCUCUCAGGAUGAUGAAUCUAGCCGUCGCAAGAAGAAAAAGGAAAAAAAAGAAGAGGAGGACAUCAAUGCCAUAGAAAUGGAAGAGGACAAAAGAGAUUUGAUCUCCAGGGAGAUCAACAAAUUUCGAGACACUCACAAGAAACUGGAGGAGGAGAAAGGCAAGCGGGAGAAGGAGCGACAGGAGCUUGAGCGGGAGCGGAGAGAGCGGGACAAAGAGCGUGAAAGGGAACGAGAGAGAAGAGACCGAGAGAGGGAGAAGGACCGAGAGAGGGAGAGGGAGCGGGAGCGUGAGAGAGAAAGGGAGAGGGAUAGAGACAGGGAGCGUGACCGGGAGCGAGAACGAACAAAGGAGCGCGAGAGAGAAAGAGACUGGGACAGAAGCAGAGACCACAGUGAGGAUCGCAGCAGGUCCAGAGAACAAAGCCGAGAUCGAGACAGAGACAAGGAUAAGAAGCGGGACCGUGAGGAAGAUGAGGAGGAAGCAUAUGAGCGUCGCAAGCUGGAGAGGAAACUCAGGGAGAAGGAGGCUGCCUAUCAGGAGCGUCUGAAGAACUGGGAGCUGAGAGAGAGGAAGAAAGCAAGAGACUACGCCAAGGAAGCAGAGCGAGAAGAUGAACGCCGACGAGAGACAGCUAAAGAAGGCAAACGACUGAAAGAAUUCCUGGAGGACUAUGAUGAUGACAGAGAUGACCCAAAAUAUUACAAGGGCAGCGCACUGCAGAAGCGUCUGCGGGACCGAGAGAAGGAGAUUGAGCUUGAUGAGAGAGACAGGAAGCGAGAGAAAGAAGAACUGGAGGAGAUCAGGCAGAGGCUGCUGGCUGAGGGACAUCCUGAUCCAGAUGCAGAGCUGCGAAGGAUGGAAGAGGAGGCUGAGCGUCUGAGACAGCCGCCUGUGAAGCCAGAGCCCGAAGAGGAACGUGAGCACAAGCCGUCUCGAGAAGAGCGAGAACGUGGCCGAGAACGCGAACGACGCAGACCUGUCGAAACACACGUUCACACGUCCCGGUCAGACGAUGACGUGGAGGAUGGAGAGGAAAUUGAGGAUGAAGAAGACUCUAAACCAUGCCUCAAGCCCACUAUGAGGCCCAUUAUGGCUGCCCCUUCUGUGUCCUCUGCCAGUGGUAAUGCCACACCCAACACACCCAGGGAAGAGUCGCCAUGCGGAAUCAUCAUUCCUCACGAAAACUCGCCUCCAGAGAUACAGCCACAAGAGGAGCACCGGCCCAAGAUCGGUCUGAGUCUUAAAUUAGGUGCCACAGGCAGUCCUAGCCAGCCAAAUGUGGGCAAACGAAAGAAACUAGCAGUGGAAAGCGUCUUCAACCGCUUUGAUGACGACGAAGUAGACGAGGUGCCUCGAAAGAGGAAGCUAGUGCCUUUGGACUAUGAAGAUGAAGAGAAGGCCAGUCUGGGAGCAGACGUGGCCGGAUCAGGAGGGGGCAAAGGGGCCAACACAGAGGAGAAACGCAAGCACAUAAAGAGUCUAAUUGAGAAAAUCCCCACUGCCAAACCUGAGCUCUUCAACUACCCAUUAGACUGGUCUGUUGUAGACACGACUCUUAUGGAGAAGCGAAUCCGGCCUUGGAUAAAUAAGAAGAUUGUGGAGUAUAUUGGCGAGGAGGAAGCCACAUUAGUUGACUUUGUUUGCUCAAAGGUAAUGGCUCACAGUACGCCACAAGGCAUUUUAGAUGAUGUUGCAAUGGUGUUGGAUGAAGAAGCUGAAGUUUUCAUUGUGAAGAUGUGGAGGUUAUUGAUUUACGAAACUGAGGCCAAGAAGAUCGGACUUGGCAAAUGAACAAGCACUGUAUUAGGAUCAAAUCUGCUCUGGACUUCCCUGAUUCAACAGUUCAGUUCCUGCAGAGAGACAUGAGCAUCUUGGGGAAACUCCACAGUUAAAAUUUUAACCCAGCAUCUACUCAGCAGUCCCAUGUCUGUUUUUGUGUUUAAGUUAGUGAGCACUGGAUCUAAAAACUUUGUCCUUGCUAUUUUUUCUGUUUACCAAUGAAAAAGUUGGUGAGGUCCUUUUUCCUCAGGGCUCAUCUGCUAUGUGGAUUUUUUUUUUUAGCCUCAUCAUCCCUGCUUUAUAGUAGAAAGGAUGUCUCAAAGAAAAGUGUCUUGUAGACUCUCAUACUGUAAUCUGCCAAUCAAGUCUGGGUUACACAUUUUAUUUGAUCCUUUUUGGUAGCUGCGUUGAGUUGUACCAAAGAGUUUAUCCCCUCCUGGAGUCUCCCAUACUGACAACGUUCCACUUAAAUUGGAAGAAUGCAGAACGGAUUUGACCCUACACUGUUCCGGAAGUCUCUGGCUAAAUUGACCUUGGUUGUGCAAACAUGAACAGUGGUCUCUGUUUUUGUAUUUACUAGUGGAUGUGUUUUCAAUAAAGGUGAUCUUUUUUAAAUAAAA